Molecule: messenger RNA, 2560 nt
Organism: Rhizophagus irregularis DAOM 181602=DAOM 197198
Lineage: Eukaryota; Fungi; Glomeromycota; Glomeromycetes; Glomerales; Glomeraceae
Source: RefSeq, a predicted model, not a curated record
GGAAAAUUAAAUGACAACUACAGAAGAAAAACAUUCAAUAGCUUCUUUGAAUACAAACCAAAACAUUUUUGGUUCAAAUUCUUCAUUAUGUAGUAAAACCACAUUAUUUGUUCGUAGGAUACCAUAUGAUGCUAUAAACAGUGAAUUUGAAGAAUUCUUUUCAAGUAUGGGGCCUCUUAGAUCCUGCUUCCUCGUUAAAGAUAAGGAAGAAACUAACAAUGCUUUAAUAAGCAAUUCUAUUAGCGACGAUUCGAUUUUUCCUUCCAUUAGUAGUGAAAAAAUAACUUUCACUAAAGGAAUGAUUCCAGUGGUUAAGAAUACAGAAAAAAAUAAAGGUUUUGGUUUUGUUCAAUUUGUUUUGGCUCAAGAUGCCGAAAAAGCUUUAAAAGAAUUAAAAAAAGUUAAGUUUAGAGGUAAAGGUACUUUGAAAAUGGAAUAUGCUACUAAAAAACAUGAAAAACCUCCUGAAGCUAUUCAAAAAAUUAUUAAAAGAAAAUCUUCUCCACAAGAUGAUAAUAAUAAAAGAAAAUUAAUAAAAAUGGAAUUCAUUGAAAAAGAUAGUGAUAGAACCAUUGUAUUACAGGAUUUACCUAAAAAUUUGACUAGGAAAAAAAUUUAUAAAAAAAUUAGGAAAUUUGGUUACGUUCAAGAUAUGAAAUUUCCUAACGGUGAAAAUUCUACUGAUAUUGUACACGUUAUUUUUAAAUCAGUCAAAGAUGCUAAUGAUGCAUUAUUGCAUUUGGAUGGUCACACUUUCCAUGGAUUAACGAUGAGCGCAAAAUUAUUGUCAAAGGCAAAUGACAAAAAAGGUCGCUUGAUAGUUCGCAACAUUCCAUGGCAGUAUCGCGAACAAGAACUUUUAAAAAUUUUUUCCAGAUAUGGUGAAGUAAUAGAAGUAAAUUUGCCACGUAAAUUCAUAGGGGGUCCUUUACGUGGAUUUGCGUAUAUACAAUAUACUAAUCCCAAAUAUGCAGAGAAGGCGAUUGGUGAACUGAAUGAAACGAAACAUCAUGGACGUACUAUAGCUGUGGAUUGGGCAUUACCAAAAGACAAGUAUUUGGAAGCUAUUGGAUCACGGCAAAUAGGGAAACUUGAUGAAGAGAGAAUGCAAAAUAAUGAUUCUGAAGAAAAGGGAAUGGGUAAUGAUCAGGAAGAAGACAACGAUGUUGAAGAUGAAAUGGAGCAGGAUGAGGAUGAACAAGAGGAAGAUAAUAUUAUAAAUGAAGGCGAUGAUGAGUUGCAGUAUGAGAAACAAGAGGUAGAUGAUGAUAUGAACUACACAAAUGUGUCAGAUAAUGUUAGCUCUGUUACUGAAAAUAAAAUUCCUGGUGAAGUUAAUGAUAAGGAAAAAUCAAGCGAGGACGAGAGCGAUGUUAUAGAAACCCAUAACGAAGUACCAAAGAUGAUGUAUCCGCUUUCUAAAGGAACUGUAUUAUUCAUUCGGAAUCUAUCUUUCGAUGCCACAGAUGAAGAACUCUCUAAUAUAUUUAGACCAUUUGGACCAUUACGUUAUUGUGUAAUAACGAUAGAUCAUCAAACAGGACGUUCACGUGGCACAGGAUUUGUUUGUUUCAAACAAAAAGAACACGCGGAAGCAUGUUUAGACGAAGCAAGAAAAUCAAAUCAAGAAAUGUUUAGUGAAUGGGAAGUGAAUAAUAAGAAAAAGAAACGAAAAGAAAUAAUAUUUAAAUCGAUUCUUACAGCAGAUCCAUCAGAUUCAUUAGCUAACAAAUUUACAUUACACGGAAGAGUAUUAUCAAUAGUUAAGGCUGUUGAUAGAAACGAAGCGGAUAAAUUAACGAAAAUGAAUCAACAAAGAAAGCGCAAAGAAGACAAAAGAAAUGUUUAUUUGAUGCAAGAAGGAGUGAUCUUUCCAAAUACAAAAGCAGCUAAAUUAUUAACUCCAUCAGAAGUUAACAAAUUUGUUGCAUCAUAUUCUAUGAGAAAGAAUUUAUUAGCAAAAAAUCCGAAUCUUUAUAUUUCAAAAACUAGAUUAUCGAUAAGAAAUUUACCACUAACAAUAGAUGAAAAUAAAUUAAGAAUUUUAGGAAAAGAAAGCAUUAAAAAGUUUAAAGAGGAGGUUGAAAGUAAAGAAAGGAAGGAUUUGACUGAAAAUGAGAAAAUAGGAUGGAAUAAAAAAGUAGUUAUUAAGCAGGCUAAAAUAGUUAGAGCCAAGGAUAGAAUAGAUACAGUAACGCAGAAACCACGCAGUAAAGGAUAUGGAUUUUUGGAAUUCGCGCAGCAUGCACAUGCAUUAGCAGCGUUAAGAUAUCUUAAUAAUAAUCCAGAAUUAUUCGGGGAGAAGAAAAGAUUAAUUGUAGAAUUUGCAGUAGAAAAUUUUAUUAUUGUCAAAAAGAGAUUAGCAAGAUUAGGCAAUAAUAAAAAAUGACGUUAAAUAAGACAAUACUAAGAAGAGAAAGACAUGAUAAUAAAUUUAGUAAAAUUCUGUAUUUUCAUGAAUCAGUGAAUAUUAUACAAUAUGGCGACAUGUAUCUUCUCUAUUGAUUAAUAAUAAUCUCAUAAUAAUACUAAUACAUUAGAAAAUCAAUGGUAAUAGAGG